AUGCUCCGUUCUUUCGGAACCAAUCGUCCACCAACCCCUCUUUGGCCAGAGGUCCUCGAGAAAGACAUUCAGAUUCCGUUGAGAGAUGGGUCAUCCAAUCGGGCUCGUGUCUACAGCCCUUCGAGCUCUUCGACUAUUGGAAAGCCUCUUGCUGUAUUCGCGUUCGGUGGUGGUUAUAUUACGGGAAGCCUCGAGACCGAGGAGGAGGAUUGUAGGACUUGGGUGAAAAAAUGUGGUGGAGUUGCCGUUAGUAUUGGGUAUCGACUUGCACCUGAGCAUGCGUGGCCGGGACCACAUGAGGAUAUGUAUGAUGCGGUGAAAUGGAUUGCAAGUAACUACAAGGACCUCGACGCGGAUCCCUCCAAAGCGUUCGUCCUGGGCGGAACCUCUUCCGGUGGAACAACAAUGAUGGCCAUUACUCACCUCUGGCGCGACGAAAACCACAUCCCUCCUGUAACCGGUCUCUUUGUCUCGAUCCCGAUGUCAUACCACACCCCUUCUGCUCUUCCCGAGAAGUACAGCCAACGAGACAUAUCCUACGAACAGAAUAAAGAUGCACCGGUUUUCAAUGAAAUUACAGGAAACUUCAUUGACAGCUUCGUCAAGCCAGAUCCCCGCGAUCCACUUCGAUGCCCAUUACUUUGGCCGACCGGACACAACAAUCUCCCGCCAAUGUACAUGGCCGUUGCGGAGGCAUUGAGGGAGGAAGGCGGCGUGAAGACCAAGCUCGAUAUCUUUGGUGGGUUGAUCCAUUCGUUUUGGGGUGUGUUUCCGGCUGCGGAGUUUUCGAGGGAGUAUAGGGGGAAGGCUGAGGAGGGCCUGGAGUGGUUGGUUGAGCAGUCGAAGUUGAACGAGUGA
Hyaloscypha bicolor E is the source of this 858-nucleotide messenger RNA. RefSeq names its product alpha/beta-hydrolase. The coding region runs from base 1 to 858 and encodes 285 amino acids. The transcript is spliced from 6 exons. The record is from RefSeq and is a predicted model, not a curated record. Lineage: Eukaryota; Fungi; Ascomycota; Leotiomycetes; Helotiales; Hyaloscyphaceae. Gene Ontology annotation, molecular function: hydrolase activity.